Molecule: messenger RNA, 1731 nt
Organism: Lodderomyces pseudojiufengensis
Lineage: Eukaryota; Fungi; Ascomycota; Pichiomycetes; Serinales; Debaryomycetaceae
Exons: 1
Coding region: 1-1731 (576 amino acids)
Source: RefSeq, a predicted model, not a curated record
AUGAUGGAGAAUAUGAAGGCAGAAGUAAGACGAUGUCGUCGAUGUAAAAGAAAAAGAAUAGAUGAUGAACCGAUGGAAGUUAGACAAUUUAAAACUUGUGCAAAAUGUAGAAUUAUUGAAAGGAAUAAAAAAAAUCUGAGAAAACCACUAGCUGAAGAAACCAUGUUGUAUGGAUUGAAACAAUUUCGAGAACAACAAUCAACUGAAAAUUAUAUUGAAGAAGAAGGAUUAUUAAAAGAUGAAUUUUUUAAGAGAUAUCACAAUAAACCAUUUAAUUAUGAUGUUGAAAUUAGAAAAGUACUAGGCGAUCCAAACUACGUUGCUCCAACGAUUGUAAAUAUGGAUGAAUCAGUUAUAUCCGCGGAUACUUUAUCACCAGGAGGUACAAGAUAUCAAAUGACACUUAAACCAAUUGACUCACAAGCUCCAUUAAAAUUAAAGAUUGAAAGAAUAAAAAAACCUAAACCUGCCAGCAUACCAAGAGCCACCCAUGCCAGAACUCACAAUUAUCAUCAACAACAGCAAAAGCAGUUACAGCAUCAUCAGUCGAUUCAAAGUCUGAAUAUCCCAUUAAUCUCGAAGCCUUUACCUCGUAGUGAAGAUAAAUUGUCUCGAAAUCAUAAAGAAGUUUUUAUUAGUGACUCAGAAGAACUAGAUUCGUUCAAAAAAUACUUGAGAGAAUUAGGUGGUGAAUUAGCAGAUACUACAAAUGACACGAAUCCUUAUUCAUAUCCUAAUGUUUAUGGUGAUCUCGAUAAAUUUUUAUUAAAGAUUACUGAAUUAAUUGAUAAAAAAGAAAAAUUCAAUGAUCUAGUGUUUUUAAAAGAAUUUGAUAAAAAUUUUUGUGAUGAAAUGUCUGAGGAUUCAUAUGGUGAAAAAGAUGUAACCAAUACUCAAAUUUUCAAGUCUAAUGAAAAACAAGGAAGGAUCAAUUUAUUAAGUAAUUUGAAAGUUUUAUUUAUUAACACAAUUGCUGCAGCAAUACGAUUAGAUUUUGAACAAAAAUCUACGAAUUUACACGAUUACAAAUAUUCAAGUAACAUCAGAAGUUAUUAUCAACAUAGAGAUUUACCAAAACCAAAUGAACCAAAUCAAGAAUUGAAAAAUUCAUCCAUUAGUUUAUCAUUUAAUAAGAAAUAUCAAAUACUAACAAUCAAAGUUAGUUAUGAAAUUAGUAUACCUGGCUCAAUUGAAUAUUCCCCAGAGUUUAAAAAGCUAAUUUAUGAAGUUUUGAAAAAGUUUGCUCAAUCUGGCAAUAAUAUCACAUUUGACAAGAUCACUGGUAUUAAAGUAUAUGAGCAAUUGAAAUUCAAUUUGAGCAAUUACAAUUCGAAUCUAAGUACAUCAAUCGGAAAAUUGAAUAAAGAGAAGUUUAUCAAAGAUUUUGUUAAUUUUGAGAAAGAUAUGAAGGAGUUGAAAGAUGAAGAAGAAAAAGGUGGCAACAAUAAAGAAGAUGAGGAAGUAGAAAAAGAUGAGGAUGAAGCUGACGAAUUAGAUGAUGUUGAUAUGGAAGAUGUGGAAGAAAAAACACAUCCUGAGAGUGAUGAUUCUGAUGAAGAAAGUGACGAUGAAGGUGGUAAUGAAGUUAAUACUAUAGAAGAAAAGCUAGAAAAUACGUCCUCCAUUGGCCGAUCUGAUACAAUCACAGGAGGAAAUAGAGGUUCAACAGAAUCCGUCUUUACCAAGAAAGAAGCUACUGCAGAAAUAUUGGAUCCAAUUUUUAAACCUUGA